AGCAACUCAUGAGGAGGCAACAUUGAUCAAUGAGGCAUUAGCCGACUACGAGGAGGCAUCGGGUCAGGUAUGUACUGGGUGCUUGCCCACGAAGGAUAUUUUACGAGCCAGAAGAGUGAACUGCUCAGGAAGGUGUGGCUUGUGUGGUGACGAGGGGGAAUCCAUUCUCCAUUUAUUUCGGACCUACUCUGUUGCAAAGGAAGCAUGGAGGGUGAUUUCUUGGAGUUGGAGCAGAAUUAUUACAAGCAACUUCAUGGGGCAAGUGCAACUAGAGUUCCAAAGCAGACGAAGGGAGGAGCUCGAAAAAGUCAUUUGGGGAUGCUGGGCUUGAUGGUGUGAACGGAAUCAGCGUCUCUGGCAGAACUCUUUUUCGAGUGCAGGUCAGUUCAUGUUGAAAGCUCAAACUUUUGUUUUGGGGUGGGCUCGAGCUCAGAAUGAUCGCAGAGGGAGAUUGCAGGAGAGCUGCAAGGCCAAGCCGUUCUGGUGCAGACCAUCAGUGGGACGACUGAAGUUGAAUGUUGAUGCGGCGGUGCGGGAAGACAAAUGUGGGCUCGGUUGGUGUCUCCGUGAUGCGGCUGGAAGCUUUGUGACAGGGGCAGCAAAACCUCGGACGGGGAGACUCUCCUCUCUGGAAGCCGAACUUAUUGGAAUUAUGGAGGCUUUAAGUUGGUUACAGGGGACGGAUUGGAAGAUAGUUGAUGUUGAAUCAGAUGCUUCCCGUGCCAUUAUGGAGAUUACGAGGGGUUCCAGCUGCUCUUCGUAUGGUUUGGUUGCUGAUGACAUAAGAGAUAUUGCGAAGAAUUUUUCUAGCAUUUCUUUCUCUCAUAUCAGGCGGUCAGCGAAUAGGAUAGCUCAUGAGCUUGCUAGAGCAGCCUGUUCUAUGUCUGAUUUGCAUUCUUGGUUUUAUUAUAUAUUACCCGUUGUUUUUAUCUUCUGUCCUGAACAAUGAUUUAAUCAAUGAAAGCUAGAUAUUCCCUUUGCAAAAA
Molecule: messenger RNA, 986 nt
Organism: Cuscuta epithymum
Lineage: Eukaryota; Viridiplantae; Streptophyta; Magnoliopsida; Solanales; Convolvulaceae
Source: the annotation of a GenBank genome assembly